AUGGCCAGGAGUGCCAGGCCAAGAGGACCGGGGAUGCAGGAAGCAGCGAGGCCAACUCAUCGGGAGUUCCAGCCUCCACCCCCAGCCCAAUGGAAAUGUCGGUGUGGACCACAACAGCAGACGUCAGAAACCAGAAACCGGGACUUUGCUGGUCCGCUGGGGCCUAAUCAUGCUCCACCCGUGGCCUCAGGCACGCGCCGUGGUGAUGAUGCUGUCCUCGCAAAAGACGAUGCUGCGCCGCAAAGCGGCAUUGUUUCGGGGAGGUGCCCUUUGGGCUACGUGUUCCGUGUGCCGUGUGCCGGAAACGAAUCUGACUGGAUGGUGAACGAAGCUGUUCGCUACAACCUGCCGAUAGCGCGGUACAAGGUUGGCUGGUUGGAUUGCAUGUCUUUGGUCCGCAGUCCAGACCUCGCUGUUCUUGACUCCCACCCAUGUCGCCCACCGGUCUUGGCGCUGGGGUUCGGGACUUUGCGUUGCGACGGUGGUGGCGGCUCGGAAAGAUGGGGAACGAUGAUUCUCGUCCUUCGUUACAGGUUGCGGGCUGCGGCUCUCCGUGCUGCUCUGCGCAUGUCCCUUGUAUCUGUGUGA
Molecule: messenger RNA, 588 nt
Organism: Neurospora crassa OR74A
Lineage: Eukaryota; Fungi; Ascomycota; Sordariomycetes; Sordariales; Sordariaceae
Exons: 4
Coding region: 1-588 (195 amino acids)
Source: RefSeq, a predicted model, not a curated record